AUGCAUACUAAUACACAUUAUAAAAACUUUUCAGAAAUCAAUUUGCAAGAAAAUAAAACUAUUCCAAUUCCAAAUUAAUUUCUUAGUGCUAGAACCAUAAGACCCUCUCUUUUUUUAAAUGAAGAUCUUCAUCUUCCAAUAAUCUCUCCUUAAAAAAGAUAAACUACUGAAUAUCACAUCAUUAAAUAAACUCUACCUAAAAGUCAAGCUGUUAGUCCUGUCUUUAGAAAAACUUAAACUGAAUAAGAUGUAGAAGAUCAAUUUCUAUUUUAAAAAAAUACAGUCAGGAAAUCUAAAAAAUAAAAAUUAUUUCUUAAAGACCAUCGUCAAUCUCACUAACUAAUACCUUAAAUUGAAAAUCAUUUUCAUAAUACGCCUGAAAUUUCUACUCCCAAUAAUAAAAUGUCCAUCCUUAAUAAUUUUCCUAAUGAAUCUCAACCUUUGAACUCUCCUUUUGCAAAAUUAGGUGCUCUUGUAUUAAAUCAAGAAUAUCCAAAUCAUAUCAUUGAUUAUAGAAGUUCAAAAGAAAUUGAUCAACCAUAAAAUAUUCGUAUGUCAUUACCUGACCAAUUCAUUUAAUCAAAUUAGAUUCAUAAACCACCACAACAUAAAAAAGGUGUUUCCUUCCGUAGAUCCAUAUUUGUAAUUGAUAUCAAUAAUGGACAAGUCACUAAAGAUUAAUUAUCAGAAAAUGCAAAACCACUAUAGUACAUAUAAAAAUCAGAAAUUAAAGAAGAAGAUCAUAAUGAUAUCAAAAAACUAAUAUUUCGAAGAACAAGAAAUUUACAUUAGAGUGACACCUUAAUCUGAG
Molecule: messenger RNA, 811 nt
Organism: Paramecium sonneborni
Lineage: Eukaryota; Ciliophora; Oligohymenophorea; Peniculida; Parameciidae
Source: the annotation of a GenBank genome assembly